This is a messenger RNA of Toxoplasma gondii ME49, 1061 nucleotides long. RefSeq lists its product as hypothetical. The coding region runs from base 63 to 1061 and encodes 332 amino acids. Lineage: Eukaryota; Apicomplexa; Conoidasida; Eucoccidiorida; Sarcocystidae. The transcript is spliced from 6 exons. The record is from RefSeq and is a predicted model, not a curated record.
UCUUUCACAGAAUCCCACAGUGACAAUUGCCAGUCUAAACGCUGAACCAGCAGGAGGCAGAAAUGGCAGAAAAACGCGCCGUAAUGUCCAAAGUGGAAACUCUCGUCUGCGUAGGAAUGACCCUGCUGUCCACUUUAAGCUUGCUUAUCACGUACUACGCCGCCAGUCAUGGGGGUGUGGAAAAACUCGCACCAUACGACUUGAACGCUGACCCGUGUGGAGGUGUAGCCGUCGGAGGAGAUCGGGUUUUUCUCUACUACCCUGAAUUAGGGAACAUGGCACUCGCCGUGUGCGUGAGCGAAUGCCCGGGAGUUGAAACAAACAAAACUGUGAAGCUCCCCAAUGGAAAAGGCGGUGUCAGGGAUCACCGCUUCUCUCCUUCUCAGCUGGUUAUUGGCGAAUAUUGCCUGCCAGAGAGGGUCAAUGCAACUGACUUCGUCUCGUCCACACAACUUCAAACGGAUGUUGUCCACGGUGUUUUUCGGGAUAUCGCCAAAAGCACCGAAUUUCUUUUCGCAUUCGCUUUUGUUUGUGUGUUCAGUUGCUUUGGAUGGCUAAAAGUCCUAUAUCUCGCAAGGUCACUUCGUGUAGUUUCCUUUCUUCUGGUUGACUGCUUGCCGUUUGUUUCGUCAGCGAUUUUUAUAGUCUCAGCCUCCUUCACUUUGCAAGCGUCCCCUUUCACGAAAGCGACGGCUGUGUGGGUCGUAGUCACUGGCUUCCUGAUCAAGCUGCCUGUUACGUUCGGUAUGCUGCGAUAUCUUGUCACCAGUUCGUACGAGAGGGGACGUUCGCUGACGUUGGCUGGAAUCCAAGCAUUGUUUGAGAUGCCAGAUUUAGUUACUGCGCUGAUUGCUACAAUGCUGUUUUCUGGCGUUCUUGUGAUCUGGAAUGCGUGGAUGUGCGCUGCAGUCUUGACCAUCGGACGGCCUGUUCCCAAACCACUUACAAGUGACGCCGGGGAAAUCCUUGGCGUCGAGACGGACUUUCUGGCACCCGCGUGGCGGCCAGUUGCUCUCGGUGUUGUUAUACUUUCUCACCUCCUCCAGACCGAGACUAGUUAG